This is a messenger RNA of Aspergillus candidus, 394 nucleotides long. RefSeq lists its product as uncharacterized. The record is from RefSeq and is a predicted model, not a curated record. NCBI's taxonomy places the organism in Eukaryota, Fungi, Ascomycota, Eurotiomycetes, Eurotiales, Aspergillaceae. The coding region runs from base 33 to 263 and encodes 76 amino acids. The transcript has a single exon.
AAGUGAAAGGAACGUACCUUGAAGGGUGAGAGAUGGAUGGAUCUCUAUCACCUGACAGCAAGUCACCUGCCACGGGCAACAACAAGAGGAUGGAAGAUUCACGAUUUCGAGCAGAGAACAAGAACAACCAAUUUCCACCGGACCGAAAGGAUAUCAGGGGAAAUAAUAGGGACGGAAACAGCGAGCAGCCAGGAUUUGAACGGGAAGAAAGCGUUGUGGAGGAUUGUAGAGGGGAACGUAGGGAUAAACAGGUGAGGAAGUAGUAAGUAGAAGAGAGAGAGAGAGAGGAACUCACGUGGGCGACGGGCAGGCGACGAGGCCGAAGUUCAUGCCUGGGGCGGCCUGAAGGGACCGGCUGCGCAGUCACCUGAUGUCUUAGUAAUCGUCACCACCA